Messenger RNA from Cucurbita moschata (crookneck pumpkin), 895 nucleotides. RefSeq names its product CASP-like protein 5B2. The transcript has 3 exons. Gene Ontology annotation, cellular component: membrane. The coding region runs from base 360 to 815 and encodes 151 amino acids. The record is from RefSeq and is a predicted model, not a curated record. NCBI's taxonomy places the organism in Eukaryota, Viridiplantae, Streptophyta, Magnoliopsida, Cucurbitales, Cucurbitaceae.
AGACUGUACGUCGGUUCACCGGACAGAAUAUCACCACCAAUGCGGUUGUGCCACGUGACUAAGAUUCGGUAAAGCACCGUUUAGAAGUUCCGGGAAAAGAAAAAGGGUGACAGCUUCAGUCAAUGGAAACGAACAUUCCCCUUUUGGGAGUCCACAGUCUUCCAAUGGCGCCAUUCCAGUUUUCUCCAUUUCUUAACAAACCCAUUUUUCGGCUUCAGCUUUCAGAUUCAACUCUUGAGCGAAGUUGCUGACUGCCAAACCAUUGAACGCAUUGUUCUUAAUCUUCUCUUGUUUACGACUUUUGAAGCUCCCGAUUCAGAAGGAGAGCUGGUAGAGUCCGGAAUUUGACGGAGGCAGAGAUGUUUGGGAGUCCAGGAAGAAUGAGCGGCUUUGCACUGAGAUGUGCGCAAUGGCUUUUCGCUGCUGCAUCGAUUGGGGUUAUGGUUACUGCUCCUGGCUUCUUCAACUCCACUGCCUUCUGUUACCUAAUUGCUUCCAUGGGGCUUCAAAUUCUUUGGAGCUUUGGAUUAGCAUGCCUUGAUUUGCAUGCUUUGCAUAUGAAGAAAAGCCUGCGGAAUUCAGUUUUAUUGUGUCUAUUUGCUAUUGGAGAUUGGGUUGUAGCUACGCUUUCGCUCGCGGCUGCAUCCUCAUCCGCUGGGGUGGCCAUUUUGUAUUCAAGGGACUUGAACUACUGCAGAUCACCACUUCGUAUUUCAUGUAGCAAGAUUGAAAUAUCUGUGGCUUUUGCUUUUGUCUCAUGGUUCUUACUUGCUAUAUCUUCGCUAGUAACAUUUUGGCUCUUGGGCACUGUAUAAUAACAUGACUUGGCCUUCUUUUUCUUGAAGGCUUUCCCUCCCUAAACGUAAAUGAGUGUAGGAAUCUCUACCGUUUUUGA